This is a messenger RNA of Pistacia vera, 360 nucleotides long. RefSeq lists its product as uncharacterized. The record is from RefSeq and is a predicted model, not a curated record. The coding region runs from base 1 to 360 and encodes 119 amino acids. The transcript has a single exon. Lineage: Eukaryota; Viridiplantae; Streptophyta; Magnoliopsida; Sapindales; Anacardiaceae.
AUGGCUCAAUUCACAGCGCAAGGUCGUUUAAAGUUGUUUUUCAAUGGUGAUGGAGCGUCAUUUGGUGUGGAAACAAGAGACCCUUUUCACAACAAGUUUCGAACUUUAAGAUCAAUUCAAGCUCACAGGAGAAGGCUCAGGUUUCUUAAGUCUACCACAAGAGUUGACUCUUCUUUCAGUGAGAAGAAAUCGAGACUGUUCAAUGUAGAGGCGAGUAUUAAUUUGAGUGAUGCAGGGAUUCAUGAUGAAAGCGAAGAGUAUGACGGUGAUUUUGAGACUGAUGACUUGGCUUGUUUUAGAGGACUGGUUUUGGAUAUCUCUUAUAGGCAAGUUGUUUCUGGAACUUACUUCAUGCCUUAA